UGUUUGUCAGUGUGUGUGGUGAGCAACGUAGGUAGCUAAAGGUAUUUAAAUGCCAGUGUCACAGUGUCUGCUCAUCCUCUGCUCAGUCUGCUCACACAGGUAUCAGAAGAAUGCUUUCCCUCCUGUUCUUCGUCGGGCUCUUUGCCAGCUGCCUGGUAAAACCCAACACGGCCAUCUACUCCUUCUCUGGUUCCAUUGGUGGUGGUGGGAUUCCCUUUGCCUCAUCAGGAAAUGGAAGGGUCACAGGGAUCAGGGUCUGGGAAGUCCCAUCUCAAUACAUCACUGGUAUCCAGCUGCGCCAUCAAUACAUUUGGUCUAAAGUAUUUGGACGGGCAUAUGGCCCAGUGAAUGAGAUGUCACUUUUUGAUGGAGAGGCCGUUGUUCAGGUCUCUGGUAAAUACCACAGCAAUUACAUCUAUCAGCUGAUAUUCGUAACCUCCAGAGGGCGAUCUCUGAGCGCUGGCCUGCCUUAUCAGAAAUCAUUCAACUUCUACCCGACUCACCCGGAAUCAGAGCUGCGAAUGCUGAGCGGCCGACAUAACGGCAAUGGGAUUACUUCACUGGGAGCUCACUGGUCAUCUGAGUUCAAUAGCACUAGCGCAUAAUGAAUGAGUUCAAAGCUGAGUAGUGGUGUACUAAUGAUUGGUUUGAUGGAAUAAUCAAAACUUGUCACUGAUCAACCUGUAAAUAAGUGACCAACAUGUGUUGACAAAUGUGCACUGGGUAAUUUCACACCACUUUUGGAGCAAUACCUUUGACAAUUGAAUAUGAAACAUUGUUUUAUAAGUUAAAAAAUAAAGAUUUAAUGGUGAA
This is a messenger RNA of Hippoglossus stenolepis (Pacific halibut), 813 nucleotides long. Its product is annotated as zymogen granule membrane protein 16. The record is from RefSeq and is a predicted model, not a curated record. Lineage: Eukaryota; Metazoa; Chordata; Actinopteri; Pleuronectiformes; Pleuronectidae. The transcript has 6 exons. Bases 111 to 605 code for a protein of 164 amino acids.